Medioppia subpectinata is the source of this 2115-nucleotide messenger RNA. Lineage: Eukaryota; Metazoa; Arthropoda; Arachnida; Sarcoptiformes; Oppiidae. The record is from the annotation of a GenBank genome assembly.
AUGUCGAGCUGGUACAGUACGAGUGUAUUCAUAAUCACCCAAAACAUGCUGGAGUUAAUCCCGACCACAAUAGGUGCAAACCAAUACAAUGAGGGCAACAGAAUUUACAUGUUUUUCUAUGCCAUGCAGUUGUGUUUGCACAGCACACAGGGUGUGGCAUACAUGACGGUGGCCUUGUUUUACCGACAUCGACAGGUGGCAUUCAUGGUGGCCACUAAUAUAGCCCUUAUACACGCCCUGUUAUGCGGUUAUUUCGUUAUUUUAGACGACAUGGGCGAUAUCUUUCAGUUUUUAAGUAAUAUCUCUCAAUUGGGAUUUUCAGCGAAUGCUAUUUUUGUGGCCACUUAUGGCUUCGGCCGCUGUCCUGACCAUCAGUUCUCAAAAUUAUUACACGAAAGGCAUAUCAAUGAUGACAAUAUCUAUUGGAAAUAUACCAACUAUUUAUGGACUCAGUUGCUAUUUUUGUGGCCACUUAUGGCUUCGGCCGCUGUCCUGACCAUCAGUUCUCAAAAUUAUUACACGAAAGGCAUAUCAAUGAUGACAAUAUCUAUUGGAAAUAUACCAACUAUUUAUGGACUCAUUCCAGAGGCUGGAUGUGAUUUAAAUAUCACUGACACCAAUGACAACAUGAGUGAUGUGUCCAUUGACUCUCAAUAUCACUCUUUGUCUGGCAAUGAAUACAAUGGAUAUCUGAGUAUAGCGUGGAUUGAUUUGACACUAAAAGUGGAUAAAACUCUGUAUUCAUCAGAAAAGCUGAUCCUAAGAGGUGUUAACGGAUUGUUUGAAUUCAAUUCAAUGAACGCAUUGAUGGGUCCGUCGGGUGCGGGAAAGACAUCACUCUUGCGGUCAUUGAACGGAAUGUACAGACAUUUGAUGACUGAAGAGUCAAAGAUAUAUUUGAGUGCUUUUCACACAAUCAGGACCUGCUUUAUAGCACAGGACCAGAGGGAACAUCUCAUCACUGGAUUGACUUUGACGCCAGACAUCAAACCUAAUCUCAUUUGUGUUGACGAACCCACGAGUGGUGUCGACAGCUAUUCAGCGCUUUUAAUGAUUAAGUGCUUUAAAAAGUUAUCCCAAAAGCAUAGCCUAACGAUCAUAACAUCCAUACAUCAGCCAAACCUCGAAAUACUAAUGCUUUUCGACUCACUGUAUGUUUUGGCCAAAGGAGGGCUCACUGUAUACUCCGGUCCACCGAAACACCUGUCCUUACAUUUACAACAAUGCAAUAUCGCAUACAAUAGGGAACAGAUCCCCAUUGAAGUACUCAUGAAGAUCGCCGCCAAAGGCUUUACUGACCAGAAAGUCAUUGAAUUGUCGGACAAAACAAAUGAAAACUUGGGAAAUAACUGCCGACGACUUGAGAGUCAAUUAAAAUUGCAUUCAAACGGCAUUUCAAUUAAAAACAAACCGUUUUCUAUCGUCAAUACAUACCAUCUAUUCAACAGAUCCAUCGCUAAUAUCUUCACAUAUCUCUGGAAACAAUUGGUGGCGGAAAUUAUAGUGAUGUUAAUAUUAACAUACAUUGUAACAUUAAUAUUUGAUUUUGAUUUCAACCAUUUGUCUGGUUGUGUACCGAUUGCUGUCAACGGAUCCAAUGGGUGCCGACAAACGGCACAAGACAUGGAAGACCUGAAACUAUCCAAUUAUAACGUCGCGUUCACGGAGUCAUUCUUUGUGGUCAAAUCAGUGAUGGAUUUAAUACCAUUGGUUAUAAUAGUGGUGUCAGUCGUGGCGGUGGUCGACAACUACGACAAAGAGCACACCUAUUGGUCACUAUUAUUGGCGAUCGGCUUAAGCUCUAUGUCUUUCCAGAGUUUGGGCCAAAUGUGUGGCAUUUGUUUUGAGGACAACGGAGUUUUAGUGAGCAUUUUGCUCAUCCCAUUAGUUAUGGCAUUCAGUAAUACAGUGAUCAUGGUCAAUGAUUUAAACGCAUUUCUAUUACAUAUAUCACAACUGGAUAUGUUUGCCGCGGCGAUGGGUUAUAUACGGAUUUGGUUUAAUGGCUCCGACAGGUGUCCGGAGGGACACAUAUCUUAUAUUUUAUAUCGCUAUCAUUUAAUUGAUGCCGAUUUUGAUAAACAAUGGCAUCUAUUGGUCGGUCAAUUGAUUUAA